This is a messenger RNA of Girardinichthys multiradiatus, 2405 nucleotides long. It is a transcript of the gene ywhag2, whose product is annotated as 3-monooxygenase/tryptophan 5-monooxygenase activation protein, gamma polypeptide 2. Gene Ontology annotation, biological process: signal transduction. The record is from RefSeq and is a predicted model, not a curated record. Gene Ontology annotation, molecular function: protein kinase C binding. NCBI's taxonomy places the organism in Eukaryota, Metazoa, Chordata, Actinopteri, Cyprinodontiformes, Goodeidae. Gene Ontology annotation, cellular component: cytoplasm. The transcript has 2 exons. The coding region runs from base 191 to 934 and encodes 247 amino acids.
GAGGGGGAGAGAGAGAGAGGAGAGAGGGUGUCCCGUCUGCGCUGAGCUCAGACAGACAGCAGGGAACAGCUGCAGCGCUCGCUUCGCCUUGGAUUUCACUGCAUUGCGAUUUAAAAUAUCAGGCGUUUCAUCCACGAAGCCCACGUCGCGCAGCUCGACCGAGCAAACCUCCCACUAAUCAUUCGAGAAAAUGGUCGACCGCGAGCAGCUGGUGCAGAAAGCCAGGCUGGCUGAGCAGGCUGAGAGAUAUGAUGAUAUGGCAGCAGCUAUGAAGUCGGUGACUGAGCUGAACGAGGCCCUGUCCAACGAGGAGAGGAACCUGUUGUCCGUGGCCUACAAGAAUGUGGUGGGCGCCCGCCGCUCCUCCUGGAGGGUGAUCUCCAGCAUUGAGCAGAAGACCUCCGCCGACGGCAACGAGAAGAAGAUCGAGAUGGUCAGGGCCUACCGGGAGAAGAUCGAGAAGGAGCUGGAGGCGGUGUGCCAGGAUGUGCUCAACCUCCUGGACAACUUCCUGAUCAAGAACUGCAGCGAGACGCAGCACGAGAGCAAGGUCUUCUACCUGAAGAUGAAAGGCGACUACUACCGGUACCUGGCCGAGGUGGCCACGGGGGAGAAGAGGGCCACCGUGGUGGAGUCCUCGGAGAAGGCCUACAACGAGGCCCAUGAGAUCAGCAAGGAGCACAUGCAGCCCACCCACCCCAUCCGCCUGGGCCUGGCUCUCAACUACUCUGUGUUUUACUACGAGAUCCAGAACGCCCCGGAGCAGGCCUGCCAUCUGGCCAAGACCGCCUUCGAUGACGCCAUCGCCGAGCUCGACACUCUCAACGAGGACUCCUACAAAGACUCCACUCUCAUCAUGCAGCUGCUCCGAGACAACUUGACACUGUGGACAAGUGACCAGCAGGAUGACGAGGGAGGGGAGGGCAACAACUAAAGGGAAGCCUCAGUCCGAAAAUCAAAAAAUCAAAAAAUUAUGAAGGGCCGGUGGACUUUGGCAGCCGCUUUUGCCGAUGAAACUACCGCAGCAGCAGUUCUUUAUUUUUCCAUGUGUUAAAAGAAAAGAAUCAAAAAGAGAGGUGAGAGUGGGAGGUUAAAAUCUUAGUUUAAAUAUAUAGAAAUAUAUAUGACAGUUGAAAAGGGGGCCUCCAUCUUCUUGAUUUUCUCUUUGACAUUUGCCAAAAACCACUGAUAUGUCAGUCAAUCAGCCUGAAGUGGUUGUUGUUGGAUUGAAAUGGCAGCCUCACACUGGCAUAGGAACUGAUCUUGUUCUGUCGAGAUAAGCUGCUUACUUAGAUUUUUGCGUAAUAGAGAUGCAUUUGAGUCACUUUGAGAGAGAAAAUGCUUGAAUGGGCAAUUUUUAGAGAAGCCUCACAAAAAACUAGAUUGCAUUGGUUCCAGUAGUAGACAAGAGGGCCCUGAAAGCUGUUAACCUAACAUUAACAACUAGAAAAUCAGCAAAAAUCCCCCAAAUUUUUGCAGGAUUGAUUACUUAAUUGUAAAAAAAAAUAUGGACGAAAUUAGCUUCCUUACUGCUAAUUAAAGUGUUUUUGGCAUCUUACAGAUAAGUCAGUUGUGUUACUGGAACCACUGAUUCUUUUUGGAGGUGAAGUUUACUAAAGGCAGAGACUUAACGAAAUGAAUUACAAAAAAAAGACAAAAAAAAAAAAAAAAGCUAAAAGCAGCUUCAGAGUUUGUGGUUUACUUCUGUGUUUGUUUUAUUAAAUGCACAUGCCUACUAUACUGUUUCUUCAGUGUAAUGACAACAAUAAUAUCGCUUAUUCAAUAUUGUGCAUGCUGGUGAUGUAUUUAUAUACAGUAGCUUGACUUUAUUAACUUAUACUGUGGGUGUUAAGUAUUCAUAUGAAAACAGGCUUCGUCUGAUGUUGAUUUUUGAUUUUUAAUUUAUUUUAAUUUUAUUUUUAGUUUAACUUUUUUUGAUUUGCUAUAUCAAAAUGGUGAUCGUAAAAAUUGACCUGUAAUGGGCGUUGCUUUAGUGACAUGCAAUAUGUGUAUUUAAUUUGUUAAUGAAAGAAAAAAAAGGAUGAUUAAAAAAAGAAAAAAAUACCCACCAGUGCUUACCUAAUCUUACCGACUGGUGUUUGUCACUUUGAAAUAUGGUUAUGAUAUAUUUUGUUCUUUGAACAGUAUUUAAGUACUUUUUUUCUGUCAUGCUAUCCAGUUUUAAUAAUAUUGGUGACGUUUCCAGGCUCAAUGCUUCUGUUAUGAAUCCACCUACAUGGACCAUGUUUAGUUUCUAACAGUAUACGUUUAAUUUUUUUUAUUUGUUUUUAUACCUUUUAGCUGUUCCUGAGUGACAUAAUAUCUUGAAUGUGAGUCAUUAUGUAGCAGUUGCACAAAACCGGAAUAAUAGCUAUGAUAAUAAAAAAGAAUAUGACUAAAUUAUA